GAGAAAAGCUCCAUUCUCAGGCACACAGGCUUGUUUUGACCAGCCACCCUCGCAGAGCAUUGGCUCGGCCAGACAGACACACCUGAUUUGAUUCAUUGCAGUGACCGCCCAGCACCGUGUCUGUACACGUUUGCUCAUCACUGUACAAGAUGGGGAAGACUCGAGUUCAUCCCCAAGCGCACAAGCGUGCGCGACAGCACCACGGCUUGGUCAUGGCUGCCACAGCGAUCGCAGUCAUCCUCGCUCUCGUGCCUGCAAGCACGGCACAGCCACCAUGCCUGACGAUCCAGGAAGCCGGGUUUGAGACGCCCGCGCUCUCUGCUGGCGAGAUCCGCGCGUUCUCGUCAAGCGUGUGGGACACGGACUCGUCCUUCAACCUCCGCCAGCCAUCCCCGAUUGCCGCGUCCCAGGGCGUCUUCGCCAUCGACGCUUCAUCGGCCGCCCUCUUCCAGGUGCUCAACGACACGUUCCAGCCAUACCGCGAGUACGAGCUCACCGUCGACACGCUCAGGUUCUCCGGUACCGUGUACGAGGACAUCAGCGGCUUCUACCUGACGCUUGGCUCCGUGGCAAACCCGUUCGCUGCCGGUGUCAACGUCGUCAGCACAGCCAGCCUCGCUGAGGACGUCGUGGAGACACACUCCGUCACCGUGCGCGUCACGGGGGACAGCGCACUUGUCGGGGACCAGAUUCGUGUGGGCGUCGCCUUGUACGGCAGCGGCAACUCGCCCCUCUUUGACAACUUUGAGCUCUGCAUCAUUGAGCAGACUUCUACUUCCACGUCCACUUCCACCUCCACGUCCACGUCCACGUCCACGUCGACCUCAACCUCCACGUCCACCAGCACCAGCACCACUACCAGUACUUCCACCUCCACCUCAACCUCCACCUCCACAUCUACCAGCAGCACCACGUCCACCUCCACGUCAACGUCCACAUCCACGACGACAUCCACAUCGACGUCGACUUCCACCUCCACCUCCACCUCCACGUCCUCCUCCACGGAAACAGAGGCGUUUAUCGACGAAGGCCUGGACAACUUUGAGUCGCCCGUGAUCGCAGACGGCGCCUUUGUUGCUCUGGACGGCAACAGCGACUGGACCACCACCUCGCAGGCCCUCUUCAUCGUCGCCGCCCCCAACACCCUGCUGCCAGACCCGUACCCUUCGGGCCAGCGCCAGGGCGUUGUGUGCCUGCACUCCGCGUCGACGGGCCGCUCGUGCUACAUGCGGCUGCCGCUCAUCAACAACAGCACCGGCGAGGCGUUCACGUUCCGCCCGCUCGUCACGUUCCGCUUCCGCGCGUAUGUGUUGCGCAACCUCGACGUGACUUACCCAAUGACCAACACCAUCACCAUCAGCCUCCAGCGCGCAGACACGCACGCGGUUGUGGCAUCCGCCACCAUCGACCCAACAGAGUUUGACGGGAACUCCACAGAAACCAUGUUGGAGGUGGAGCACGAGGUGAUGUUUUCCAGCCCCGAGAAGCACGUGGGCAUUGAACUUGAAAUGGCGUUCAACGGCACAGGACCCUCGCUUGCUGUGGACGAGGUGGACUUUGCUCGCAUCGCCUUCUGGGAGCGCGACACGACCACAUUCACCACCACCACCACCACAACAACAACAACAACGACGACGACCACGACCACCACGACGACCACCACAACGUCAACCACAACAACCACCACCACCACCACCAUGAUGACAACGACCUUCACCACGACCACAACCACAACCACAACCACAACGACCACCACAACAACAACAACUACCACAAGCACAUUUGAGGGCAUGUGCACGGGUCUUCCGGAAAGCGAUGGCUUCAUCUUGUUCGAGAACUACGGCUACGCCGUCAUCAGCAGCGUGAAGGUCGCACGGGACGAUGCAGAGGUGCUGUGCGAGGACCUCGGCGCCACGCUAGCUGCCGUUCGCUCGCCGCGCGAGAAUGCGUUUCUCGCCUGCCUCUUCAACACCUAUGCCCGCGUCUCUUCGGUCCACGUCCACAUCUUCGACCACUUCGACCUCAACGAGCUCGUCCACAUCGACUUCCACUUCCACCUCAACUUCAACGUGAGACAUCUACAGACACGUAUCGCUGAUGGAACCACAUCGACGUCAUCUUCCACGUCGACAUCCACUUCAUCUUCGACCUCCACAUCCACAUCCACCUCAACCUCGACCAGCACAAGCACCUCAACAACUAGCUCCACCAGCACAAGCACGUCCACAUCCACCUCAUCUUCCACUUCGACCUCCACAUCCACAUCAACGUCAACAUCCACCUCAACAACUACAUCCACGUCCACAUCUUCCUCAUCAUCAACAUCAACCAGCACCUCGACCUCCACCUCCACCAGCUUCACCCUCCGCUGCCCAGAGGCCAACGGCUGGUACGACCACGGCGAGCGCGAGUACCGGUAUGUGGACGUCAAACUGGCGCAGCCGGACGCGCAGGCGACGUGCGAGGCAUUUGGCGCCAACCUCACGUCCAUCAACAGCGAGGACGAGUUCGACUUCUUCCUGCGCUUGCUCGAGUUUGAGGCCGCAGAGGACAUCAAGGAGAUCUGGACCGGUGGUCACUUCCUCCCAUUCAACGGCUUUGAAUGGGUGGAUGGGUCAUCCACGGACUUUGAGCUGCCGUACGCUAUUGGUGAACCAACGCGAACGUCGCGGGAGGACUGCCUCCUCUUCAACUUCAGGGACGAGUUCAACGUGCUGCAAGAGGAGUUUGAGAGCCGCCGGUGCAACCCGCAGCGCGAAUUUGUGUGCGAGCGUGAUAAGCAGCUGCUGUGCACAUCGACGUCCACGUCGACUUCGUCGUCUACAAGCUCGUCCACGAGCACCAGCACGUCAACAUCCACAUCGUCAUCGACCUCCACCUCGACAUCCACGUCCACGUCAACUUCAACGUCAUCAAGCACAUCCUCCUCCACCUCCACCAGCACCAGCACCAGCACUUCGACCUCCACAUCGACGUCGACAUCCACCUCCUCGUCAACCUCGUCAUCCACAUCAACAUCCACAAGCACUUCCACGUCCACGUCCACGUCCACAUCCACCUCGACCUCCACCUCAACAUCAACCAGCACAAGCACAUCCUUCUCCACCAGCACCUCCACUUCCACUUCCACUUCCACAACAUCAUCAACUUCCACCUCCACGUCAACCUCCACAUCCACAUCCACGUCCACCUCCACGUCUUCCAGCCGCAUCUUUGCUGAGGACGUGUUUGGCGACCUUCCGCUUGACUUUGAGCUUGAGCACGAGGGCCUGUUCCAGGAAGGAAAGAACGACCCACGCCGCUACUCGACAGCAUAUACUGCGGCCGCCAUCAUCCGCAAGCAAACCGUCCUCGACACCAUGCAAUGCGCAGACCUCUGCUUGCAAGAGUUCUUCUGUCUCGGCAUCUACUUGUACGUGAUUCCUGGCACGAGCACCAUUCGCUGCCACGUCCUGCGGGAUCUCGGCGUGCAGGGCGGUGUUCGCACCAACGACCAGGCCCUCUCCGCCCGCCGCAUUGAGCUGCCAACGACAACCACCACGACAACCACGACCACGACCACCACAACAACUACUCUUCUUCCGGGCACGGAGGUGUUUGGUGCCUUUGAUGAGGAACGCUUUGCUGUCUCGUUGCUCGGUGCUGGACACGGCGUUGCCACGCCGCGUCGCUUCUCCACGGGGUUCUCGUCAAGUGCUCUUCUUGCACGCCACGAUGAUGUGUCCAGCGAGCGCUGCGGCGAACUCUGUAUUGCGUACGGCCGCGAGUGUGUUGCGUACUUCAUCUGGACGCUUUCGUCAUCACCAUUCAACCGCUGCUUCCUCCUCGACAGCAUCGGCUCCCCAGUCGCGACAAACACGGUGUCUGUGUCGUUUGAGAGGAUCUUCCAAACAUCGACGUCCACAUCAACGUCCACAUCCACUUCAACAACAACGUCGACGUCCACCUCCACAUCCACCAGCACGACGACAUCUACCAGCACAUCCACAUCCACAUCCACGUCCACAUCCACCAGCACAUCAACAUCAACGUCAUCCUCCACCUCCACCACGUCAACCACCUCCACCUCCUCGUCCACCUCCACCUCCACCUCCUCGUCAUCCACCACCACCACAGAGUUUGUGCCCGAUGUGCCCGUCGUCUCCAACCCCUCGUUUGAGGAGGAAGACCUUCAAGGCGCCGAGAUUACGUCACUGCUGGUGGACUGGACGGCCACGCGUGGCUUCGUGGGCGUGACAGUUCCCGACAGCGCGGAGUUUGAGGCGAACGCGGCUGUGGAUGGUUCGCAGGUUGCGCUCCUCCUUGCCUCGUCGCGUGUUGAGCAGGUGGUGCAGGACGGCUGGCUGCAAAACGGCGUGGAGUACACGAUGCAUGCAAGCAUCGGGCGCACGUUCUCGUCCAGCACGUUUGUGCCCAUCACCAUCACGGUGGACUCUGAGGACGGUGCAAUGACAUUUGCGCAACUGCGUGUGACUGGCGCAAGCGUCCAGCCGGGCGACUUUAACCAAUUCUCCCUCCAGUUCCUCGUGCAAAACCUCGAAUCCCCCGUGCGCGCGCGCGUGUCAUUUGAGACAGCAGACGAUCUCGAGAUUACGCCCACAUAUGUUGAUGGCGUGUGGAUUGAGGGCCGGGUGUUCACCACCACGACAACGUUCACAUCGACAUCAUCGUCAACAUCCUCGUCCACAUCCACAUCCACCUCCUCCUCGUCCUCCACCACAUCGUCUUCCUCCACCUCCACCUCCACCUCCACCUCCACCUCCACGUUCCCAGAGCCAGUCAUUGAGAAUCCAUCGUUUGAGGUCGAUCUCUCAAACGGACAGAUCAUCCACCCCGUCCCCGGAUGGACCGUUCCCCGCGCCUUCGAAGGCGCCUUCUAUCCCGGCACGGCCGCCUAUGGCUCCAGCACUCUUCCUCCGCCCGGCGAUCAGCGAAAAUUGACUGCGACUCUGCGCACGACGGUGAGCGAAACGGUGCUGGCAACAACGGUCGUGUCUGCAUCGCAACUCACGCGCGGACAGUUCACGGACGUGUCUGUCUCCUUCACUCCGGACCCGGCACCAGCACCAGAGCUCGUCGGUCAAGGCAUCGAAAUCACCCUCGCCGUCUCAGGCCUUGGUCAGAUGCACCUGGACAACUUCCGCGCGGCGUACGAACCACUGGCAUCAUCUGGUGUCGCCGCAACGGUCGACGAUGACGCAUUCUCCUUCGAAGGUUCUGGCGAUGCGCUGUUCUCGUUUGAGAAGGGCCAAACACACAAUUUGAUUUCGCUCUCGUUUGCCGCUGCACUCGGCAAUGGCGUCCUACUCUUCAACGGACCCGAGAUGGCGGAUGGCUCCGACAACUACAUCCUGCUGGCACUGGUGGACGGCCGUAUUGUGCUCUCGUUCAAGACGACAUCCUACCACACCGUCACCGUCACAACCCAGGAGACGUACGACGACGGUGCGUGGCACACCAUCUCGGCCACCCGCACGCCGACAUUCGUCGAGUUGGUGGUUGACGGCCAAGUCGCAGAUGCAUCGCAGCACGCAGAGGCCUACGAUGACGCCAUCCACGUGGACGGCCUCGUGUUUGUUGGCGGCGUUCCGGAUUCCGUUUCCUCUUUUCCGGACGCGUUUUCUUCGGCCAAGCAGUCGCUGUACGGCUGCGUUGCCGCUGUCACCGUUGAUGGCAUGGCUCUGGACCGCAGCCACUCCGCGUUCGUCCGCGCCACAGAUGCCGAUCACAUGUGUCCGGGUCGCCCGUGA
Salpingoeca rosetta is the source of this 5750-nucleotide messenger RNA. RefSeq lists its product as uncharacterized. The transcript is spliced from 22 exons. The record is from RefSeq and is a predicted model, not a curated record. NCBI's taxonomy places the organism in Eukaryota, Choanoflagellata, Craspedida, Salpingoecidae. The coding region runs from base 150 to 5750 and encodes 1866 amino acids.